AUGAUGGUCAACUCUGCCAAUGAGGUGUCGGCUGCGACGGCCAACACUACACCAACAGAGAAGGAUGCAUUGAUGUCGCUGUACACAUCGACCAGAGGCGAUCUAUGGUAUAGGAGUGACAAUUGGACGAUUGGAGACCCCUGUCUAAACUCCUGGUAUGGCAUCACAUGUGACAAUGCCAGUCAUGUGACCAGUGUCUCACUGUCCGAGAACAACCUCAAUGGCACACUAUCAUCUUCCCAACUCUCUGGACUCAUCCACUGCCAACUCUUUGACAUUGGCACCAACAACAUCUCUGGCGACCUCACCACCCUCUUCAGCACCUGGUCUCAACUCAAUGAGUUACAUCUCCAAAACAAUCAGUUUGAGGGCGACAUAUCUUGGACGAACAGUCUACAGUCCAACAUUACAUUCUUGUGGAUUGCUGGCAACAGGUUCACUGGAGUGAUACAAAAGGAAUGGAGCAAGUUUAAAAAGUUGAACUUGUUAUUCAUUGAACUGAAUCAGUUGUCUGGAACAAUACCGGAUGAGAUUGGUGAGAUGGAGAGUCUAAACCUGUUGGACUUUGGAUUCAAUUCAAUCGAAGGCCCUGUGCCUGAAUCAAUCCAAUACUUGACCAAACUGACACAUCUGUGGGCCUAUGACAAUAACCUAAGUGGCAAUCUACCCUAUGCCAUAUCAAACAUGUCCAAUCUGAUCACAUUAGAGUUCACCAGGAAUAAGAUGUCUGGUGAGAUCCCAAUCGAUAUCUUUAACAAGUCCAACAAAAUACAAAGCAUCAGACUGAGUGGCAACCAAUUCAUAGGUCAACUACAUUGGAUAUGUAAUUUGACAGCAAUUGAGGAGUUGUUACUCAAUGACAACAAGUUCACAAUACUUCCAGACUGCAGCCAGGCCAUCCCCGAUACAUUAACAGACUUGGUACUCGAUGGUAACCAACUCUAUGGUACACUUCCAAACUCAUUGGGCAACUUACGUAAUCUAAGAUAUCUCAAUUUGAGAAAUAAUAGAUUGUUUGGAUCAAUACCAUCAUCAUUGGAGAAGUGUAUCAAUCUCUCACGGAUCGAUAUAUCCGAGAAUGAAUUCAAUUGUACUCUUACCGAACUAAUGGGUCCAAUCAGAUGGAUACCAUAUUUGAGUAUAUUGACAGCCAACAAUAAUAAUAUUAGUGGAGGAUUCAAUGAGGAUAUGUUCUGGGAUCAGGAUAAUGAGAGGGAGUUGUUGACAUCAUUGUUCAUCUUGGAUCUAUCCCAUAACAAACUUAAUGGACCAUUAUCAGACUACCUAUCUUGGAUGUUAUCACUCUCCCAGAUGGACCUUUCCAACAAUAACUUUGAGGGUGUCAUCCCAGAUGUACUAAACUAUCUCUCUGAGUUGUACUUUGACAACAAUAACUUGUCUAGCCCUGAUGGAAGACUUCCAGCAUUCAUGGUACCUUCAAAGAAUUAUGUAAAGAUGGAUCAGGAUAACUUUGUUUGUCCGACAAUCCUUGGAAAGGACUCAGAGAUGAUGAUCAAGUUGGACCCAAAGUACUUCAACUACUCAUUGUGCUCAUGUAUCACGGGUACAUUCGGUGUGAAUGGCACGUGCAAGGUGUGUCCAGAGAAUGCACAAUGUCCAGGCAAUGGCACCAGCAUCAUCAUCCCCUCUGGCUACUUCCCAUUGCCCACAGUCGAGCAACCAGACUACCUCCUUCAAUGUCCAAUCUCCAACUUUGGCACAACAUCCUGUAACCCAUCCAGCUCAUCCAACUUCACCUGCAAGCCAGGCUUCACCGAUAGACUAUGUAGUCGUUGUCAAGAUAGAUUCUUCCUUCGUGGCGCAGACUGUGUCAAGUGUCCUGAUGGCUCGCAAAGCAUUGCCGUGUUCAUUGCCGUGCUCAUUGUACUUAUACUCAUACUCAUAUUCUUCAUUCUAACUGAUCCAAAGGGAUCAUUACCAUCAGCCACCAGAAAGACCAUCGUCUUUUACUACCAGGCACUCAACUUGUUGCUAUCUAAGCUAUCACCAUGGCCAAGUUACUUUGCAGCAUACUAUACUUCGUCCAGCUUCAUCAACUUCUCGUUGGGAUUCUUGUGCAUUGGAGAGUUGACCAAAUGGCCAAACUUAUUCAUGGUGAUCAUUUGCCUGCCGCCAGUGGUCGUCGCGCUUUCCUGCGUGUUCCUGGUGAUCGUCAAGCUGGUGUACGUACUGCGCGCCCAGCCAUUCGACCGCAAGUGGAUCCGAUCGUGCCUGCGCGUCAACCUGGUCGUGCUCAACUUCCUCUAUCUGCCGCUGUGCAUCUACAUCCUUCAGAACUACUCGUGCACUUACGACCCGUUCACGCACGACAGCUACAUGUCCUUCUUCCCGUGGAUCCAAUGCUCGUACCGCGCCGGCGUCUACAGCCAGAUCUUCAAGGCAACGGUGGCCGCCACGGUCGUCUAUGUGAUCGGCAUCCCCGUGCUGUUCUGCUGGCUGCUGUUCCGCUACCGCAACCGCCUGGACGACCCCUUUGUGCUGUCGUUCGUCGGCUCACUCUACAUCGACUACCGCAAGAGCGUCUACUACUACGAGAUCAUCCUGCUGGUGCGCCGCUUCAUGAUGGCCGUGUCGCUGGCGCUGAUCGACCCCAAGUCGUCAUUCUCGGUGUUUGUUGUGCUGCUGGUGAUUGGCGGCUCGAUCAUCUCGCAGCUCACCUUCUCGCCGUUCAUCUUCAAGGUGAGCAACUACACCGAGCUGGCCGGCAGCAGCGUGCUACUGUUCAGCUACGUGUGUGUGAUGAUCCUGUCGUCACUGCGCACCACCAACCAAUACGACUCGAUCGGCAUCCAGGUCAUACUGGGCAUCGUGAUCAUCACCUACACAGUAUACCUUGGCAUCCUGUUCCUGUUCAGUCUCAAAUACUUCCUGCCGCGUUCCAUCCAAGAGCGCAUAGACAAGCACAUCGUACUUCUUCAACAAAAGUUUGCAUUGUGGAAGGUGCAAUAUGACAAGAGACAGAAGCAGCGUGAGGAGGAAGACGAGAUGUUCUACCAAUCCAUCGACAAUGCCAUACGUCGCCAGUCAUCAUUAGAGAGCAGUAUGGAGAUGAAACGAAGAAGUAUCAAACAUUCAUCCGAAGGUGGAAACAGUAACAACAAUAGUAACAACAGUCUUGGUAAUGGCAAUGGCGGUGGCGGUGACAAUUUGAAGAAGUCAUCGGAGAAAGAGAGUAGCAGUGGUGUAGUUGGAAGUACAACAACAACCAACAACAACAAUGCUAACAACAACAACAUCAACAACAAUCAAGAUACUGCAUCCAAUGAAUACAGAGAAUAA
Acytostelium subglobosum LB1 is the source of this 3300-nucleotide messenger RNA. RefSeq lists its product as hypothetical. Bases 1 to 3300 code for a protein of 1099 amino acids. Lineage: Eukaryota; Evosea; Eumycetozoa; Acytosteliales; Acytosteliaceae. Gene Ontology annotation, molecular function: protein binding. The record is from RefSeq and is a predicted model, not a curated record. The transcript has 8 exons.